CAUCAUCCCAGUUAUUACGUCUGUGCCCUUAACUGGGUCUGCCUCCAUGAUGAAAGCAGGUAAAAACAUGGCUGAAUGUAAGGUAGAUGCUAACAAGGAGCAAACAUUAGAAAUUCCUACAGAAACUAAUGGGAAGGUAAAAGUAGAGGUCAUUAGAGCAUCUAACUCUGCACCAGAACAGGCAUCACAGCCAAUAGGUGCAGUGCUUGUUAAAGAUGUGCGAGAACAGACGAAUGUCAGCAACAUCACAGUAGGAUCAAUACGCCCCCAAGGUGAAAUAAAAACAACGUUGGCUGAUGUGAGGCCGAGUAAAUCAGAGGAAGUGUCUGCCCCCAAAAAGGAAGCACAAACAGCCCAGAAAAUAAGUCAAGUUGAGCUCGUUCAGGCAGGUACUGAACCUAAACCUACAGAGGCUGAUAAAACUGAGAAAAACAGCCAAAAAGUACAGAAGACACCCAAAACCAAACAUGAGAUCAGCACCAAACCUGUGAAGUUCACUGAUGCAUCAGAUGUCACCUCCAACACUCAAGUCAUCCAGGAACCAUCAGUCCAGGCUAAAGUAACACCGCCAAGUGUGACUGGAAAACCUAAAAAGGAUGGGGUGUCGCUUAAAAUGACAUCCAGGUCCUCAGCACCUGGAGUUAAAUCUGCCCCUGACACUACAAGUGCCUCAGCACCUGAAGAUCCUAAGUCUCUGGCACAGAAAGUUACAGGCAUAGAGAUGAGCACAAAACAAGAAGAUACAAGUGUAAAAGAAGCCUUACAUGCCAGUAAAGAUGGACCACUGCUGCCAGAUGAGGUCCCUAAAGGAUCAGAGAAGAGCCUUGAAGAACUACAAGAUGUUGUCCAACUAACUCAGACUGCUGAUGAGGUGAUUAAAGCUACACAGCAGGCAUCUGAAGGCACCUCCAAAUCUAAAAGAAAGAAAAAGAAGUCUCCAGGGGAGACACCCAAGAGCCCUGAUGCUGUGGAGUCACCUGAGUCAAAGAGAAAGGAGGAGGAACCCUCUGGAGAUAAAUCCCCAAAGGGAGUAACUACAGAAAACAUCAUCCCAGUUAUUACGUCUGUGCCCUUAACUGGGUCUGCCUCCAUGAUGAAAGCAGGUAAAAACAUGGCUGAAUGUAAGGUAGAUGCUAACAAGCAGCAAACAAUAGAAAUUCCUACAGAAACUAAUGGGAAGGUAAAAGUAGAGGUCCUUAGAGCAUCUAACUCUGCACCAGAACAGGCAUCACAGCCAAUAGGUGAGGCAGCUGCAGUGCUUGUUAAAGAUGUGCGAGAACAGACGAAUGUCAGCAACAUCACAGUAGGAUCAAUACGACCCGAGGCUGAUUUAAAAACAAUGCUUGCUCCUGUAGAACCAAUUAAAUCAGAGGAAGUAACCGUCUCCAUAAAGGAAACACUUACAGGGCCAAAGACAUGCCAAGUUGAGCUUGCUCAGUCAAGUGCUGAACCUGAAGGGAAGUCACCAUCAGAAUCUCAGAUCACUGCUGAAACUAAAUCUCAAUCAAACACAGAGAAAGAUGCAGAGGAGCCUUCAAAGGGGAAGAAGAAAAAGAAAGGUAAAAAACAAGUUACAACACUGCCUAAGGACACAGUUAAAGAUCGCCCUGUCACGGCCUCUGAAGUGACAGAAACCAACGUUCCUUCAAAGAUGACUCCUGAAAGAAUGUGCUGUGAGGAAGUCAGGCAGGCAGCAGCUGUGUGCUCUGAGGCCCCAGCAGACAAAGGGGAGGUGGAGCUUUCACUGCUCACGGCAGAAAAAAACAAGCAGGAGGUCCCGAAACCAGAAACAUCUUCCAAUGUGAGGAAAGCACCCACAGAAUCAGAGUCAGCAGCUCCAGCAGAGGCUGCUGAGGCGCGGGCCAGCCCUCUAGUCGAGCAGCAGGAGCCUCCCAGAGUUGCACAACAUUCAGCCAGCCAGGCAGCAGAGUGCAGCACACAGGAGAGGCUGUCUUUCUGUGAGGCCUUAAAACACGAGGAAGACGAGAAGAGGAACUUGGAAGAGGACACACCCUCUGCUACUGCCACACCCGUAGCACAGCCUGACCAGUCUCAUCUGCUGGACACCUGUGAGUCCAAACAUCUCAGCACAAGCGAAGCCACCAUGAGGAAGAAGAUUGUGGUGGUGGAGGAGAUAGUUGAAGUAAAGAAGAUCCUCAGUCCUGAGGCUGCUGGAGAGCAGGCCCCCCCUCCACCUGUCCAAACUGAGGUGGAGGGAGAGGAGCUGGACAUGGAUGUUCUGGAGGAGAUCGCUAUAGAACGAGCUCUCUUAUCAGGGACCAAGGUGCAAGGAGCCUCAUCUGGGACUGAGUGGGACCACUCGCUGGCCGAACCCGAGGAGAAGACAUGGCCUAACUUUUUUGAAGAUGAACGGGAUCGAGUACAGAAGAAGACCUUCACAAAAUGGGUUAACAAGCACUUGAUAAAGCACUGGAAGGUAAAGGCCCAGCGCCAUGUGACUGACCUGUAUGAAGACCUCCGUGAUGGACACAACCUGAUCUCACUGCUGGAGGUCCUCUCUGGAGAGACACUGCCCAGAGAGAAAGGCCGAAUGCGGUUCCACAAACUGCAGAAUGUACAGAUCGCACUCGACUUCCUCAAACACCGGCAGGUCAAGCUGGUUAACAUAAGAAAUGAUGACAUCGCCGAUGGGAACCCCAAGUUGACCCUGGGGUUAAUAUGGACCAUCAUCCUCCACUUCCAGGUCUCCUCCUCUAUCUCAGACAUUCAGGUCAAUGGCCAGUCCGAGGACAUGACAGCCAAGGAGAAGCUGCUGCUCUGGUCCCAGAGGAUGACAGAUGGCUACCAGGGCAUCCGCUGUGAUAACUUCACCUCAAGCUGGAGGGAUGGCAAACUCUUCAACGCUGUCAUACACAAACACUACCCCAGACUCAUCGACAUGGGCAAAGUGUAUCGACAGACCAACCUGGAGAACCUUGAACAAGCCUUUGGUGUGGCUGAGAGAGACCUGGGAGUGACCCGUCUCCUGGACCCUGAAGAUGUUGAUGUCCCACACCCAGAUGAGAAAUCCAUCAUCACCUACGUGUCAUCCUUGUACGAUGUCAUGCCUCGCGUUGAUGCCCACGAUGGUCUCAGGGCCAAUGAGCUGGAGCUGCGCUGGCAGGAAUACUAUGAGCUGGUGACCAUUCUGCUCCAGUGGAUCCGCCACCAUGUUACCAUCUUUGAGGAGAGGAAGUUCCCAGGAAGUUAUGAGGAGAUAGAGCUUCUUUGGCGCCAGUUUUUGAAGUUCAAAGAAACCGAGCUUCCAGUAAAAGAGUCUGACAAGAUCCACUCCAAACAAAUCUACCAGUCUUUUGAGAGUGCAGUGCAAGCUGGUCAGGUGAAGGUCCCCCCAGGCUACCAUCCCAUUGAUGUGGAGAAGGAGUGGGGGCGACUCCACGUGGCCAUCCUUGAGAGAGAGCGACUGCUCAGGAUUGAGUUUGAGAGACUUGAGAGGCUCCAGAGGAUUUACUCUAAAGUCCAGAUGGAGUCGGGGGUGUGUGAUGACCAGCUCGCUCACCUGGAGAACCUGCUGCAGAAGGACAUGGCUCUGCUGAACGCAGGGAAGCCAGCCCAGCACACAGCAGAGGUAGAGCGGGAGCUGGACAAAGCAGACAAUGUGAUUCGCCUCCUCUUCAAUGAUGUCCAAAUCCUCAAGGAUGGACGCCACCCUCAGGCUGAACAGAUGUACCGCAGAGUUUUCCACCUCCAUGAGCGCCUGGUGAACCUUCGCAGUGACUACAACCUUCGUCUGAAGGUUGUGACAUCUUCCCGUGUUCUCCAAACCCAGAGUACCCAAAAGGUGCGGCCAGAAUUGGAUGAUGUGACCCUGCGCUACGUGGAAGACCUUCUGGCCUGGGUGGAGGAGAACCAGCAGCGCAUUGACAAAGCCGAGUGGGGAACGGAUCUGCCGUCAGUGGAGUCCCAGCUGGGCAGCCACAGAGGACUGCAUCAGACCAUCGAGGACUUUAAAUCUAAGAUUGACCGGGCCAGGACUGAUGAGAACCAACUAUCUCCUGUUAGCAAAGGCAAAUACAGAGAAUAUCUGGGGAAACUGGACCUUCAGUAUGGAAGACUACUGAACUCGUCUAAGUCCCGCCUGAGGAACUUGGAUUCUCUGCAUGCCUUUGUCACUGCUGCGACCAAGGAGCUAAUGUGGUUAAACGACAAAGAGGAGGAGGAGGUCAACUACGACUGGAGUGACCGGAACACGAACAUGACAGCCAAGAAAGAGAAUUACUCUGGUCUGAUGCGAGAGCUGGAGCUGAGAGAGAAGAAGGUUACUGAUAUUCAGGCUCUGGGAGACACGCUGGUCAAGGAUGGACAUCCUGGAAAGAAGACAGUUGAGGCCUUCACAGCUGCCCUGCAGACUCAGUGGAGCUGGAUUCUGCAGCUGUGCUGCUGCAUAGAGGCUCAUCUCAAAGAAAACACAGCUUACUACCAGUUCUUUGCUGAUGUAAAAGAGGCUCAAGACAAGAUGAAGAAAAUGCAAGAGGGCAUGAAAAAGAAGUAUAACUGUGAUCAAUCUACGACAGCUACACGCCUGGAGGAUCUGCUGCAGGACGCUGUGGAGGAGAAGGAACAGCUGAAUGAGUUUAAGACUCUGGUGGCUGGUCUGAACAAGAGUUCCAGGUCCAUUGUCCAACUAAAACCUCGCAAUCCCACCACCCCCAUCAAAGGCAAACUGCCGGUUCAGGCUGUCUGUGACUUCAAGCAGCAGGAGAUCACGGUUCAUAAAGGAGAUGAGUGUGCUCUCCUAAACAACUCUCAGCCCUUCAAGUGGAAGGUUUUAAAUCGAUCUGGACAUGAAGCAGUAGUUCCUUCUGUCUGCUUCAUUGUGCCUCCAGUCAACAAGGAGGCUGUGGACAGCGUUUCCAGUCUGGAUGCAGGCCAUCAGCAGACAGUGACCAUGUGGCAGACGCUCCAUAUGAACAUGAAGAGUCUGUUGUCAUGGCAGUACCUGAUGAGAGAUUUCACACUGAUACGCUCCUGGAACAUCACCAUGCUAAAGACCAUGAAACCAGAGGAGUACCGGCUGGUGAUGAGAAACCUGGAACUCCACUACCAGGACUUCAUGCGUGACAGUCAGGACUCUCAGCUCUUUGGUCCAGAUGACCGCAUGCAGAUUGAGGAUGACUACAACAAGUGCACCCAACAUUUUGACGGUCUGCUUCGCUCCAUGGAGAAAGGACAAAUGGCUAGUAGGCUCAAAGGUCAACAAGAUGAGACUCUGUGUAAGAACUACAUUUCGGAGGUCAAAGACCUGCGUCUGCGUUUAGAGACCUGCGAGGCUCAGACUGUGGCUCGCAUCCGCAAACCAACGGAGAAAGAGCCUCUGAGAGAGUGUGCUCAGAAAAGAACAGAGCAGCAGAAAGUCCAAGGAGAGCUUGAAGGCCUUAAGAAGGACCUUGAUAAGGUGUCUGUGAAGACUCAGCAGGUGCUGGCCUCCCCUCAGCAGUCGGCCUUUGCUCCAGUGCUGCGCUCAGAGCUUGAUGUUACUGUGCAGAAGAUGGAUCAUGUCUACAUGCUGUCUUCUGUUUACCUUGAGAAACUGAAGACCGUGGACAUGGUGAUCCGUAACACUCAGGGUGCUGAGGGAGUCCUAAAGCAGUAUGAAGACUGUCUGCGUGAGGUCCACACUGUCCCCAGCAAUGUCACGGAAGUAGAGACUCAAAGGACCAAGCUUAAGAAAAUGCGAGUGGAGGCGGAGGGUCAGCAGCCAGUUUUUGAUUCCCUGGAAGAUGAGCUGAAGAAGGCUUCAGUCGUAAGUGACAAGAUGUCCCGCGUGCACAGCGAGCGCGAUGCUGAGCUAGACCACUACCGCCAGCUGACGACUAGUCUCCAGGACCGCUGGAAAGCAGUGUUCACCCAGAUCGACCUUCGCCAGAGAGAACUCGAUCAGCUUGGUCGACAGCUUGGUUACUACCGCGAGAGCUACGACUGGCUGAUUCGCUGGAUAGCCGACGCCAAGCAAAGGCAGGAGAAGAUCCAGGCCAUUCCCAUCACUGACAGCAAAACUCUGAAAGAUCAGCUUGCCCAGGAAAACAAACUACUGAAGGAGAUUGAACAGAACAAAGAUAAGGUGGAGGAGUGUCAUACGUAUGCUAAAGCAUACAUUGAUACUAUUAAGGACUACGAGCUCCAGUUGGUUGCCUACAGAGCCCAGGUGGAGCCUGUAACUUCUCCUCUAAAGAAAACCAAGCUGGAUUCUGCUUCUGACAACAUCAUCCAGGAGUAUGUAACACUAAGAACCAGGUACAGUGAGCUGAUGACUCUGACCACUCAGUACAUCAAGUUCAUCACAGACACGCAGCAACGCCUGGAGGAUGGGGAGAAAGCUGCACAGAAACUGAAAGCAGAAGAGCAGAAAAAGAUGGCGGAGAUGCAGGCUGAGUUAGAAAAACAGAAGCAGUUAGCUGAAGUGCACGCAAAGGCCAUUGCCAAAGCCGAGAAAGAGGCUCAAGAGCUGAAGCUCAGAAUGCAGGAAGAAGUAAGCAGGAGAGAAGUUGCUGCAGUAGAUGCAGAAAAUCAGAAGCAAAACAUCCAGCUGGAGCUGCAGGAGCUCAAAAACCUCUCAGAGAAGCAGAUCAAAAACAAAAGUCAACAGGUGGAUGAGGCGCUUCAAAGCCGGAUCAAGAUCGAGGAGGAAAUUCGCACCAUCAGAACCCAGCUCGAAAUUACUGUAAAACAAAAGGCUACUGCAGAAAAUGAACUCCAGCAACUGCGGGACAGAGCAGCCAAUGCAGAGAAACUCAGAAAAGCAGCUCAAGAAGAAGCAGAAAAGCUUCGUAAACAAGUCAAUGAAGAAACGCAGAAAAAGCGUUUGGCAGAAGAGGAACUCAGUCGCAAGUCUGAGGCAGAAAAAGAUGCUGCAAAGCAAAAACAAAAAGCUCUUGAAGACCUAGAAAACCUUAGAAGACAGGCAGAGGAGGCAGAGAGACAAGUCAAACAAGCAGAGCUUGAAAAGGAGAGGCAAAUCAAAGUGGCUCAUGAAGCUGCCCAGAAAAGUGCCGCUGUUGAGCUCCAGAGCAAGCACAUCUCUUUUGUGGAAAAGACCUCAAGGCUGGAGGAAUCGCUCAAGCAAGAGCACGGUGCCGUCCUUCAGCUGCAGCAAGAAGCAGCUCAUCUCAAGAAACAACAGGAGGAUGCUGAAAAAGCCAGAGAAGAGGCAGAAAAAGAACUUGAGAAAUGGAGACAAAAGGCCAACGAGGCCCUUCGUCUAAGACUACAAGCUGAAGAAGAGGCGCACAAAAAGAGCCUUGCUCAAGAAGAAGCUGAGAAACAGAAGGAGGAGGCAGAGCGUGAGGCGAAGAAGAGGUCCAAGGCUGAGGAGUCUGCGCUGAAGCAGAAAGAAAUGGCCGAGCAAGAACUCGAGAGGCAGAGAAGAAUAGCCGACAGCACAGCUCAGCAGAAACUCACAGCAGAGCAGGAACUCAUUCGACUCAGGGCCGACUUUGACAAUGCAGAGCAACAGAGGACCCUACUGGAGGAUGAGCUGUACCGCCUGAAGAAUGAAGUCAUUGCAGCUCAACAACAAAGGAAACAACUGGAAGAUGAAUUGGCCAAAGUUAGAAGUGAGAUGGAUUUACUUAUCCAGCUGAAGUCUAGGGCUGAGAAGGAAUCCAUGUCCAACACAGAGAAGAGCAAACAACUCCUUGAAGCAGAAGCAGAAAAGAUGAGGGACUUGGCCGAAGAGGCAAGCAAGCUUAGAGCCAUUGCAGAAGAUGCCAAGCAUCAGCGGCAAAUUGCAGAGGAGGAGGCAGCUCGUCAGAGGGCGGAGGCUGAGAGAAUUCUCAAAGAGAAGCUAGCUGCCAUCAGUGAAGCCACCCUUAAGAAAACAGAGGCUGAAAUCGCCCUGAAGGAGAAGGAGGCUGAAAACGAGAGGCUCAGACGGCAAGCUGAGGAUGAGGCAUACCAGAGGAAAGCUCUCGAGGACCAGGCGAACCAACAUAAACAAGAGAUUGAAGAAAAGAUAGUCCUUCUCAAAAAGUCAUCAGAGGUUGAAAUGGACAGACAGAGAGCAUUGGUAGACGACACACUCAAACAGAAGCGAGUUGUUGAGGAAGAAAUAAGAAUUCUGAAGCUCAACUUUGAAAAGGCCUCAUCUGGAAAACUGGAUCUGGAGCUGGAACUGAAUAAGCUUAAAAAUAUUGCUGAGGAAACUCAACGAAGCAAGCUAAGAGCAGAAGAGGAAGCGGAGAAGCUGAGGAAGCUUGCCCUUGAGGAGGAGAAGAGGAGGAGGGAGGCAGAGGAAAAGGUCAAGAAGAUUGCUGCAGCGGAGGAAGAGGCGGCCAGACAGCACAAGGCAGCCCAAGAAGAGCUUGACCGUCUGAGAAAAAGAGCAGAAGAGACCAAAAAGCAAAAAGAUGAGGCAGACAAAGAGGCAGAAAAACAGAUUGUUGCAGCCCAAGAAGCAGCCCUGAAAUGCAACGCAGCUCAGCACCAGGUGCAAAGUGUUCUUGCUCAACAGAAGGAAGACAGCAUGAUGCAGACAAAGCUUAAGGAGGAGUAUGAGAAAGCCAAGAAGCUUGCCAAAGAAGCAGAAGCUGCUAAGGAAAAGGCAGAACGGGAGGCAGCUCUUCUUCGUCAGCAAGCGGAGGAAGCUGAGCGUCAAAGAGCUGCUGCUGAGCAAGAAGCUGCAAGCCAAGCUAAAGCUCAAGAAGAUGCUGAAUUGCUGAGGAAGGAGGCUGAAUUUGAAGCUGCCAAGCGAGCACAAGCAGAAGCUGCCGCUCUCAUGCAGAAAGAGCAAGCCGACUCUGAAAUGGCAAAGCAUAAGAAACUGGCCGAGCAAACGCUAAAACAAAAGUUCCAAGUGGAACAAGAGCUCACAAAGGUCAGGCUUCAGCUGGAUGAAACAGACAAGCAGAAAUCUCUGCUGGAUGAGGAGCUGCAGCGCCUGAAAGAUGAGGUUGAUGAUGCUGUCAAGCAGAAGGCCCAAGUGGAGGAUGAGCUUUUUAAAGUCAAGAUUCAGAUGGAGGAACUACUCAAGCUUAAAAUUAGAAUUGAAGAGGAAAACCAGCGUCUGAUCAAAAAAGAUAAAGACAACACCCAGAAGUUCCUUGCAGAGGAGGCUGAGAACAUGAAAAAGCUUGCAGAAGAUGCCGCCAGACUUAGUAUUGAAGCCCAAGAGACUGCCCGCUUGAGACAAAUUGCAGAAGAAGACCUCAACCAGCAACGAGCGCUUGCAGAGAAAAUGCUCAAAGAGAAAAUGCAGGCCAUACAAGAAGCAUCCAGACUUAAAGCUGAGGCAGAGAUGCUCCAAAGGCAGAAAGACCUGGCUCAGGAACAGGCACAGAAGCUCCUGGAGGAUAAACAACUAAUGCAGCUGCGUCUAGAGGAGGAAACAGAGGAAUACCAGCGCUCUCUAGAAGCAGAGAGGAAAAGACAACUAGAGAUCAUAGCUGAAGCUGAAAAACUCAGACUUCAGGUUUCUCAGCUUAGUGAAUCCCAAGCCAAAGCUGAAGAAGAGGCUAAAAAAUUCAAGAAACAGGCAGAUACAAUUGCUGCUCGUCUUCACGAGACUGAAAUCGCAACAACAGAAAAAAUGACUGCAGUUGUAAGACUGGAAUCUGAGAGACUAAAUACCACCAAGGAGGCUGAUGAUUUACGCAAAGCUAUUGCAGACCUAGAGAACGAGAAGGAUAGACUGAAAAGGGAGGCUGAAGACCUUCAAAAUAAGUCCAAAGAGAUGGCUGAUGCUCAGCAGAAACAAAUUGAACACGAGAAGACAUUGCUUCAGCAGACAUUCCUGACAGAAAAAGAGAUGCUGUUAAAGAAGGAGAAGCUCAUUGAAGAUGAGAAAAAGAAGCUGGAGAGUCAAUUUGAAGAGGAAGUAAGAAAGGCAAAGGCUCUCAAGGAUGAACAGGAACGGCAGAAACAGCAAAUGGAGGAGGAAAAGAAGAAACUCAAGGCUACCAUGGAUGCUGCCCUCAAUAAGCAAAAAGAGGCUGAACAAGAAAUGCUAAACAAGCAAAAAGAAAUGCAAGACCUGGAGAAAAAGAGAUUAGAACAGGAAAGGCUUCUUGCAGAAGAGAACCAAAAAUUGCGAGAGAAACUACAGCAGCUUGAAGGAGCCCAGAAAGAAGCUGACAGUCAAACUGCGGUGAUUCAUGUAACAACAGUUGAGACAACAAAGACCGUUUACAAUGGUCAAAAUGCCAGUGAUGUUGUAGAUGGUGUGGUUAAACCUGAUCCCCUAGCCUUUGAUGGCAUCCGUGGUAAGGUACCUGCAAGCAGACUUUAUGAUCUUGGUCUUUUACCCAAAAAAGAGUUUGACAAGCUAAAAAAUGGCAACACCACUGCUCAAGAGCUUGGAGAAACUGAAAAUCUUAAAAGAAUUCUUAAGGGAAACAAUGCCAUUGCUGGUGUUUUAACUCCUACUAAUCAGAAAAAGUCAAUCUAUCAAGCAUCAAAGGAAAAAAUGAUUACCCCUGGCACAGCGAUGAUCCUUCUUGAAGCACAGGCAGCCACGGGCUACAUUUUAGACCCCAUCAGGAAUAAAAAACUUUCUGUCAAUGAGGCUGUAAAGGAAGGUGUGAUUGGCCCUGAACUGCACAACAAAAUGCUGUCAGCUGAGAGGGCUGUUGUUGGCUACAAAGAUCCAUACACUGGUGGAAAAAUCUCUGUUUUUGAAGCCAUGAAGAAGGGUCUGAUAGAGCAUGAUCAGGCUAUCAGAAUCCUUGAGGCUCAGCUUGCUACUGGUGGCAUCAUUGAUCCCGUCAACAGUCACCGCGUUCCCAGUGAAACUGCCUAUAAGCAGGGACAGUAUGAUACAGAAAUGAAUAAGGUUAUGGAGAAACCUUCAGAUGACACAAAGGGAUACUUUGAUCCCAGCACUCAGGAACCAUUGACAUAUUCUGAGCUAAUGUCAAGAUGCAAAACCGACCCCGAGACCAGUCUGUUAUUCCUGCCAAUCACAGAAAAAGCUGCUCAGUGCUCUAGUAUAUACACAGAAGAAGAAACCAAAGAUGUAUUCAGCAAGACAAGUGUCUCAGUACCAUUUGGGAGAUUCAUGGGUAAAACUGUCACCAUUUGGGAGAUAAUCAACUCUGAGUACUUCACUGAAGAUCAGAAGAAGGACCUUCUUCGUCAGUACAAGACAGGCAAAAUCACAAUCGAAAAGAUCAUUAAGAUUGUCAUUACUGUGGCUGAAGAGAAAGAGAAGAAAAAAGAAAUUACCUUUGAUGGUCUAAGGGCCCCUGUCUCUGCCAGUGAAUUACUUGAAUCUAAAAUCAUUGACAAAGACCUUUACAAUAAAUUGCUCAAGGGAAAUAUUUCUGCCAAAGAAGUCUCUGAAAUGGAGCCUGUCAAUAAAGCAAUGAGAAGUACAAACUGCAUUGCAGGUGUACUCAUUGACUCAUCCAAGGAGAUUUUACCCUUCUACCAUGCUUUGAAAAGAGACAUGAUGAGGCCUGGGCUUGCUUUGAAUAUGCUGGAAGCUCAAGCAGCAACAGGAUUUGUGGUUGACCCUGUUAACAAUCAGAAGUACACUGUUGAUGAGGCUGUAAAGGCUGGAGUUGUUGGUCCUGAGCUGCAUGAAAAGCUCUUGUCUGCUGAGAGAGCUGUUACUGGUUACAAAGAUCCUUACACUGGGCAGACUGUGUCUCUUUUCCAGGCAAUGAAAAAAGAUCUAAUUCCUAAAGAGCAAGGUAUUCGGCUGCUUGAUGCCCAAGUGACCACUGGUGGCAUCAUUGAUCCUGUAAAAAGCCUUCGUAUUCCUCAUGAUGUAGCUUGCAAGAGGAAUUACUUUGAUGAUGAAAUGAAACGGGCCUUAAGUAAUCCAAGUGAUGAAGCAAAAUGUUUCUUUGACCCAAACACAAAAGAAAAUGUCACAUACUCAGAGCUCUUCAAAAGAUGUGUCACUGACAAGAAAACUGGCCUCUCAGUUCUUCCUCUUAGUGAUGAAGCAAUUAAUGAUAAAGAAGAGACAACGUACACUGAAGCUCAAACAAAAGAAGCAAUGACUCGAGCAACUGUGGAGCUUGACUCUGGACCCUUCAAGGGCAGAAAGAUGACAGUCUGGGAACUAAUUAACUCUGAGUAUCUUACUGAGGAUCAAAGACUUGAUUUUCUAAGACAGUUUAAGUCUGGAAAGUUUACAGUUGAGAAGAUAAUCACAAUUAUUAUCACCAUCGUGAAUGACAAAGAGGCUAAGAAACAAGAAGAGUCAAGCUUUAAGGGGCUUCGAGCUCCUGUUCCAGCAAGUGCCUUGUAUGAUUCCAAAAUCAUUGACAAACCAACCUUUGACCUCCUUCAGCAAGGCAAAACUACACCUAAACAAGUCAGUGAAAAUCCAAAUGUUAAUAAAUACCUGCAAGGCACAGAAAGUGUUGCUGGCAUUUACCUGGAACCAACAAAGGAAACAAUAAGCAUUUAUCAAGCCAUGAAGAAAAACCUACUCAGGCACAACACUGGUCUUUCCCUUCUUGAGGCACAGGCUGCUUCUGGGUUUAUUGUAGAUCCUGUGAAAAACCAAUGCCUGUCAGUUGAUGAGGCAGUGAAAGCAGGCAUUGUUGGCCCAGAACUGCAUGAAAAACUUCUAUCUGCAGAAAAAGCUGUCACUGGCUAUAAGGACCCAUUCACAGGCAAAAAAGUAUCCCUCUUCGAAGCUAUGCAAAAAGAUCUUAUUCUUAAAGAGCAGGCCAUGCCUCUGUUGGAAGCACAGGUGAUCAGUGGAGGAAUCAUUGACCCAGUCAACAGUCAUCGGGUUCCCACUGAGGUAGCAUACCAAAAGAACAUUUUCAGUAAACAAACUGCCAUGGCCUUAUCUGAACCAUCAGCUUACAAGGCAUUCUCGGAUCCAGAAACUGACGAGAAUGUAACCUACAAGCACCUAAAAGAAAAAUGCCAAAAAGAUAAAGACACUGGCCUCUACAUCCUCCCACUCUCUAAACCUCAGUCUCCAACUGUUGUGGAGAAGACAUAUCUCUAUACAGAAGAACAAACUCAAAGUGAUCUAGCUGACACCAAAAUUGACAUUCCAAUUGAAGGACUUGCUGAUAAACCAAUGAACCUAUGGGAAGUAAUGAAUUCAAAUUUGCUUCCAGAACAAGAGAGACUGAAACUCUUGGAGGAAUAUCGCUCUGGAAAAAUCACUAAAGAGCGAAUGAUCAUCAUUAUUAUUGAGAUAAUGGAGCAAAGAGAGAUCAUCAUAAAUGACAGUCCACUGUCAUACAAGACUAUAAGAAGAAGGAUAACCAUUGAGGAGCUUUACAAUGCCCGUAUCAUUGAUUUAGAGACCUAUAACCUUCUCAAACAGGGCAAGAGGGAUAUCCGUGACAUAAUGGAAAUGGCCAGUGUGAAACAAUAUCUCUAUGGCACAGGCUGUGUUGCUGGUGUCACAACAGAAUCAAGCUUGAAGAUGAGCAUAUACCAAGCCAUGAAGAGGGGUUUCAUUAAACCAGAAGUGGGUCUCACGCUUUUAGAAGCACAAGCUGCAACAGGAUUUAUUGUUGAUCCGGUGAAGAAUGAAACACUAACUGUUGAGGAAGCUGUCCGUAAAGGUGUUGUUGGGCCUGAGAUCCACGACAAACUACUUUCAGCUGAAAGGGCUGUCACUGGGUACAAAGAUCCAUACAGUGGGAAGAUCAUAUCGCUUUUCCAGGCUCUGAAGAAGGAUCUCGUUCCAGAAGAUUAUGCCCUGAAAAUGCUGGAAGCCCAAAAUGCUACUGGUGGCAUCAUUGAUCCAGAAUUUCAGUUUCAUUUGCCAGCAGACAUUGCUUUGCAAAGAGGUUAUAUCAACAAGGAGACUAAUGAGCGGCUGGCAGAUGACAUCAAAGGGUUCACUGAUCCAGUUACUGAUGAAAAACUAUCGUAUGCACAGCUUCUCAAGAGAUGCAAGCUAGAGGGUGGAUUACGACUUAUCUCACUGGGAGACAAGAGACUGACCUUCAAGGGUCUGAGAAAACAGAUCACAUUGGAGGAGCUGAUUCGUUCUCAAAUUAUUGACCAGCAAACUGUCACUGAACUAAAUGAAGGUUUGCUUUCAGUGGAGGAGGUCAGCAAAAGACUAUCAAGAUACCUUCAGGGUACAUGCUGUAUUGCUGGUGUAUUUUUAGAGUCAACCAAAGAACGUCUGUCAAUAUACCAGGCCAUGAAGAAGAGCAUGAUUAGACCAGGAACUGCCUUUGAACUCCUUGAAGCCCAGGCAGCCACAGGGUAUGUCAUCGAUCCAAUCAAGAACCUUAAAUUGACGGUCAAUGAAGCAGUAAAAAUGGGAAUUGUAGGACCAGAAUUCAAAGACAAACUUCUGUCUGCUGAGCGGGCAGUGACUGGUUAUAGAGAUCCUUAUUCUGGCAAGACAAUCUCUCUGUUCCAAGCAAUGAAAAAGGGGCUUAUCCUGAAAGAUCAUGGUAUCCGUCUCCUAGAAGCCCAGAUUGCCACUGGAGGAAUUAUUGACCCAGAGGAAAGUCAUCGUUUGCCAGUUGAGGUGGCCUACAAUCGUGGUUUCUUUGAUGAAGAAAUGAAUGAGAUCUUGUCAGAUCCAUCUGAUGAUACCAAGGGCUUCUUUGAUCCUAAUACAGAAGAAAACCUGACCUACCUUCAGCUGAUGGAGAGGUGUAUCACUGAUCCUGACACUGGACUGGUACUUCUGUUACUGAAAGAAAAGAAGCGUGAAAAUAAGACUUCUUCCAAAUCCUCUGUUCGGAAACGCAGAAUUGUCAUUGUAGACCCAGAGACAGGCAAAGAAAUGACAGUUUAUGAGGCCUACAGAAAGGGGCUCAUUGACCAUCAAACCUACUUGGAGCUUGCAGAGCAGGAGUGUGAAUGGGAGGAGAUCACAAUGACCUCUACUGAUGAUUCUGUAAAAUCCUUAAUCAUUGACAGAAGGUCUGGUAGACAAUAUGAUGUUGACGAUGCCCUCUCACGAGGACUCAUUGACCAGAAAGCUCUAGACACAUAUCGAGCUGGAAACCUGUCAAUCACAGAGUUUGCAGACAUGCUCUCUGGAGGUGCUAGUGGUUUCCGUUCACGCUCAUCCUCAUUUGGUUCCACUACCGGUUCAACUUACUCAUCUACCAUGAGCCCUAUACCUUCUGUUAAACCACCUGCAAUAAACUGGAAUGACCCAUCAGAGGAGACUGGUCCCAUAGCAGGAAUAUUAGACAUAGACACACUGGAGAAAGUGUCUAUCACUGAGGCUAUACACAGAAACUUAGUAGACAACAUCACAGGCCAAAGACUGUUGGAGGCCCAAGCCUGUACAGGAGGUAUAAUAGACCCCACAAGUGGAGAGAAGUUCACAGUUGCUGAUGCUACAGAAAAGGCCUUGGUAGAUAAAGUCAUGGUUGACCGCCUUAACCUGGCACAAAAAGCUUUCAAUGGAUUUGAGGAUCCCAGAACUAAAGUGAAGAUGUCUGCCUCCCAGGCCCUAAAGAAAGGUUGGUUGUAUUAUGAGGCCGGCCAGCGUUUCCUUGAGGUUCAGUAUUUGACUGGUGGUCUUAUUGAACCUGAUAUUGAGGGCAGAGUAUCCAUAGAUGAAUCCAUCAGAAAAGGAACCAUUGAUGCUCGCACCGCCCAGAAACUGAGGGAUGUCAGUGCUUAUUCUAAAUACCUAACAUGUCCAAAAACCAAACUGAAAAUCUCCUUCAAAGAUGCCAUGGACAGAAGCAUGGUUGAAGAAGGAUCUGGCUUAAGGCUUCUGGAGGCCUCCUCUCAGUCUAGCAAAGGCCUCUACAGCCCAUACAAUGCCAGUGGCUCUGGAUCUGCAUAUGGCUCUCGAAGUGGCUCGAGGACAGGAUCCCGAUCAGGCUCCAGAAGAGGCAGCAUUGAUGCUGGCUCAGGCUUUGGCAUGAACUUCUCAUCCUCCUCCUUCACAUCCUCAUCCACCUACACUCGCAGAUUCUGAUGAGCUUGUCCUGUUCUUCAUUGUAACUAAAAGCAAGCAAUACUAAUGCACUUCAUAGUUGCAUUUUCUAACACCAAAAAAAUAGUUACAAUAACAAAAAAAUUAUAAUUUAUUUAUUCAUUAUAUCUUGUAGUCACAACAAAACUUGCCUGGGCUUUUCAUUUUAUUAUAUAUUUUUUUCAUUCUUUUAUCUAUAGUAUCCAUGUGGACAGCUGCCUCAUGUGUGAGGGUAUGGCAAAACUAUAAACACAAAAUAUAAAUCUAUUCUGCUACAGAUUGCAAAGUCAGAUCAUGUUUUCAAAGUAAAGCCUUAUUAUUCUGCUGUUCUAAGUAAACUAUGUUUAGUUUUUACACCUGUUCAAAUUAUGUUUUCUAGUGCUUCCUGGAACUAUUACUGUUUGCCUAUCAAAAAGAAAUUAUUUUAAUUAUUCCUUUUUAGUGUUUGAGUUUUGACAUUUUUUUGAAAAACAAAUUAUUGUUUUAUAACUUUUUGUCUGCAGUAGUGAUGACAUGGUGACUCAACAUAGUUCUAAUGAUUUUAACUAAAGCAUCCAGAUGCCUUAAUGACUUAACUGUUUGUAUAGAGCGUGAGCAGAUGUUGUUUUUCUUUAAGUGUUUUAUGUUGCCUGGUUUACUGUGUGCUGUACUGAAUUAACUGCAGUACACUUUCUUUAUGUAAAACACUACAAAACGAGAUACACUAGAGUUCUUCAAAGAAAGUAAAUCUGUGCAGACUGUUAUGAAACUACUUCUCCUUUUGUCAGUACUUGUGGCCGUCUGUGGUCAGUGGACAAGUUAAUUGCUUUGUUUUAUACACUCCAAAUUUUGGAAUUCUUAAAACUUCCAUCAACUAAGUGUUCCAGUUAAAUCCCAAGGAGAUGCCAGGCUCAUUCCUGCUCCCCCUCACAGACCCGCCACCAGUUACUUUAACUCCUCUGCAUCGCUCUCUACAAAUCCAACACGUGUGCACAAAAACUCAGUUGGACAGAUCGUGUAGCCUCCCCACCAUCGAUGGCCUCGUGGGUCCGGGUCAUCCUCAUGCAGUAAACCAGAUCUGCCUUAAAGAGUCCUUUCUUCCAUUGUGCAUCACAUUUGAGGGAAAGCUGGGACUGAGUCUACUUCAUCUUGGGAUGCUGCUUUCUGAAAACACUCUUUACUCAUAAACUUUAUUUAUGUAAUUCACUUGAAUGAACACCAAAACAAACAUUUAUGGAUUAAACUAUUCUCAGAUAAUUCACUCCUUUAUGAAAACGGGGACAUUUCAUAAAAAAUACACCUUUUUUCAGUUUUCAGUUAUGGUCCACUGAUUACAUUAUUGUUUUAUCUCUUCUAGUGAAUCCAUUUUUAUCAAAGUUCCUGUUUCAGAAAAUUUCAAUUGUGUGAAUGAAUGUAUUAUAUCAUAUUCACAACUUUCAGUUGAUGUUUUGCCACAUAUUUGCUUUGUUUUGUGCUUUUUUUCUUCCACAUUAUGCAUUUCUGAACACCUUUGAAUUGAUCGAACCAUGAUUUUGUUAUGAUGAAUGUGCCUUGCAUGUUUUACUCAUUUUACAAUAGACAUUAAAAAAAAAUGUUUGUGUAAAAAUAUUUUAAAAUGUUAGCGCCUGGCUAGCUUUGCCUUCAGGAUAAAUGUUUCUACAGAUAAGAAUUAUUAUUUUGCUGUAUGUACCACUAUACUGUUAAUAAAUGUGCUCUAAACUGGCACUCUUGCCAUUCA
Messenger RNA from Nothobranchius furzeri (turquoise killifish), 17561 nucleotides. Lineage: Eukaryota; Metazoa; Chordata; Actinopteri; Cyprinodontiformes; Nothobranchiidae. The record is from RefSeq and is a predicted model, not a curated record.